CCGUCUGGCCGCUCCGUUUGUCCCCCUCUGAUCAACAGCUGCGGACCUUUUACGCACACACCAAACUUUGUCCAAACUCCUCCGAAAUGGAUUUGUAUCUUCUGUAAAUGUGCGUAUGAGCCGUUCAGUGUCUCCUGCGGAUAUUCGGAUAUUCCAGGACCAGUGUGCACCGCUGGAAGGAGCUGAAGUCUGGGUUCUGGGUUUGCGUAAUGUUGAGGCGUCCUCUGUUCAACAUCUGGAUUAACUAUUUGGAGUCAAGACUUAGCGGCCCUGCACAAACCUCUGACUGUCUAGCCUAUCUUGAUGGAAAGACUGCCUUCUCCCCUGGAAUUUAACUCCCUUUUGAUAACCCGGGUUUUUUGCGCGUAGAUUAUGUAUUCUUUAAAAUGGGUGCGAACAAUGGAAAACAGUAUGGAAGCGAGGGUAAAGGGAGCUCAAGCAUAUCUUCUGACAUAAGUUCGAGCACAGAUCACACACCAACUAAAGCUCCAAAGAAUGUGGCUACCACCGAAGGUCUAGACUCCAGCACCCGGACCCUCAGUACUCCCAGUCCCGGUCUCAUCCUCCCGUCCAAGUCUUCGUCUCUGUCGUCACCGGCGCUCUCCAGCAACGGCCACGAGACCAACUCCUCCUCGUCCUCCUCAGCUCUGGCCGAGACUGUGGCCGUGGUUCACCCUCAACCCGGAACUCACACGCGGUCCAGACAGUCCAAAGGCCACCACCUGGCCCCCGUAGACCUCCUCCCCGACCACACCCUCCUGCAGAUCUUCUCCCACCUCCCCACCAAUCAGCUGUGCCGCUGCGCCCGGGUAUGUCGCCGCUGGUACAACCUGGCGUGGGACCCCCGGUUGUGGAGCACCGUCCGGCUGACGGGGGAGCUGCUUCACGCCGACCGGGCCAUCAGGGUCCUGACCCACCGGCUCUGCCAGGACACGCCCAACGUGUGCCUGACGCUGGAGACGGUGGUGGUGAACGGCUGUAAGAGGCUCACCGACCGCGGGCUGCACGUGGUGGCCCAGUGCUGCCCGGAGCUACGUCACCUGGAGGUGGCAGGGUGUUACAACAUCUCCAAUGAGGCCGUGUUCGAGGUGGUGUCCCGCUGUCCCAACCUGGAACACCUCAACCUGUCAGGGUGCUCCAAGGUCACAUGUAUCAGCCUUACCCAGGAGGCCUCGCUCCAGUUAUCCCCUCUGCACGGUCAGCAGAUUUCCAUUCACUACCUGGACAUGACCGACUGCUUUUCCCUUGAGGACGAGGGUUUGCGAACUAUAGCGUCCCACUGCCCCCGUCUGACCCACCUGUACCUGCGCCGCUGCCCCAGACUGACCGACGAGGCCUUGCGCCACCUGUCUCUCCACUGCCCCUCCAUACGAGAGCUCAGCCUCAGCGACUGCCGCCUGGUGGGGGACUUCGGCCUCCGUGAAGUGGCUCGUCUGGAGGGGUGCCUUCGCUACCUGAGCGUGGCCCACUGCACCCGCAUCACAGACGUGGGCGUACGCUACGUGGCCCGCUACUGCCCGAGGCUGCGUUAUCUGAACGCUAGGGGUUGCGAAGGGCUGACAGACCACGGCUUGGGCCACUUGGCCAGGAGCUGCUCUAAACUCAAGUCCCUGGACGUGGGGAAGUGUCCACUGGUGUCGGACAGUGGGCUGGAGCAGCUGGCCAUGUACUGCCAAGGCCUGAGGCGGGUCAGUCUCAGGGCCUGCGAGAGCGUGACGGGCAGAGGACUCAAAGCGCUGGCGGCCAACUGCUGCGAGCUGCAGCUGCUCAACGUCCAGGACUGCGAGGUGUCGCCGGAGGCACUGCGGUUCGUCAGACGCCACUGCCGCCGCUGCGUUAUUGAGCACACAAACCCUGCUUUCUACUGAGAGCGCAGGGCUUCUAGGACUGGACCUCUGACAAGUGGAUGUUCUAAUAUUCCUGCUAUGGUGUUGGCAGAGUUCAGUAGCUGAUGUGUCAGAACUGGUGUGCAAUACUGACCAGAAUUUUAAAUCCGCUCGGUGGUUGUUAAUACUGUCCUUUGGAAAUACUUACAUAGAAUGUAUUUAACAUAUUUAUCUGUAAAAAGGCAGAAAAAAGUUCAGUAUUUCAGUAUAUUACAUUUGUCAACAUCACGAUUAGCAAUUUAACAACAUGCUACAACACUGAGCACUGGGUACAGCUGUGUUAGCAUUUAAAAGUAUUGUAAUAUAUUUUAUUUUAACGGUCAUCAUCUGCCUUAAGCCCAUCAAACAUAAUAAUUAUCAUACAUUAUACAGUUAUUUAUAAACAGGUAUCUUCAGACUAAACCACUAAGAAUGUAGCCACAAAGCAGCAACAACGCAGACAUGCUGAUCCACAUUAUAGUCCGGUUCACUUCCUUUUGUCUUGUGUGCAGAUGCACUUUAUGCUAUUGUACUGACAAUCACUUCAACUGAGCUCUAAUGUCAUCGGUUAAAGUUUUGUUAAAGAAAGAUGAGAAGUAUUCAGUGGAUUUGUGCUGCCAAACAGAACACAACAGGUAUGGGAUCAGUGCUGAAAAUAAACAAGAACACAUUGCUGCUAUAACUGUGCCAAUAAAUUUCUUCAAAGUC
Messenger RNA from Sphaeramia orbicularis (orbiculate cardinalfish), 2573 nucleotides. RefSeq names its product F-box/LRR-repeat protein 7-like. NCBI's taxonomy places the organism in Eukaryota, Metazoa, Chordata, Actinopteri, Kurtiformes, Apogonidae. The coding region runs from base 387 to 1868 and encodes 493 amino acids. Gene Ontology annotation, molecular function: protein binding. The record is from RefSeq and is a predicted model, not a curated record. Gene Ontology annotation, cellular component: SCF ubiquitin ligase complex. The transcript is spliced from 6 exons. Gene Ontology annotation, biological process: SCF-dependent proteasomal ubiquitin-dependent protein catabolic process.